UGAAAUACAUUCUCACUACAGAUUAAUAUUUAACAAUUCAAUGGUUCAUAAAGGAUCACAAAGGGCCUAGCAAAGCCAAAGAAAUGGAGAAAAGCAAGCCGUAAUCUAUCGAAAAUUUGUGUAUCAAAUGGGAGUUGUAACGUGUAUAUCAUCCGAUCUAUUCGAAACCUCUAAAUAAUGGUUAUGAGUUGGCGUUUGGUUUGGUUUCAAAUUGCCCGUCUGAAAAUGCACUGAUGCAAGGAGAAAGACGUUUAAUUGUUCACAUAGCGACGAAGUAGGAAGCGAAAUUCGUUUGCUGAAGACAAUCGAUUAUAAUAACAAGGUUAUAAAUUGUUUUGAUCACUAUGUUGUAAUAAAUUCGCAUGUUGACACGAAAUUGUCAGUAGGGGACGUUGUAUACGGUAUAUUUGUAAGUUGGAGGUGAUAUUGCCGAGGAGACAAAUUAUAUGUACACAAUUUUUAUGGAUCUUGGAUUUUAUUUAUUUUUCACGUGAACGGUAGCUGCUGACAAGCUCGGCUGGUAAACAUUUCGUUUGUGUUGAGCAUUGUGUUUUUUUACUGGAAUGUCAACAGGACGUUUCGUGUGCAAAUUUUCUGCAUAGCAUUACAGAGGGAAAAGUUUGUUUAUCAAGGCUGCAUAAAAGGAAAUUCAGGUCUACGGACAGCGAAACCAGAAAACUCUGCAAGCAAAGUUUCUGGUGAAAGAAAGUCGAUUUAGGUCGCUUGCAAGAUUGGUCUGUGGGCGUUCGCCGGUAGUGCAAAGCGUACAAAAUGUUCUUGAGUGAGAUCAUACGGAACUUUGAUUCGCAGCUGAGCCAAGAGCAAACCUGGGCUGUUUGUUAUGUCACUGCAAAUAACUUGGCGAGCAAGAGACGCGAAAAUGUGACGAGGCGGAGGAAAGUGAGUUUUGAAGUUGAAGCCGAAACGAUACAGCUCACGGAAUGCGGAAAUGUUCUUGUAAUGAUGAGGGAAUGUACGGGCAGUGUACAGCUUGAAAGCGAACUUGUCGAAAGAUUAGGCCAACUUCUUUGCAAAUGCCUAAACAGAAAACCCGAUAAAUAUUCAUUGCAAAAUAACAACAGCUGUGAACCUGACAUUGGGCAGUUUAUUACAGAAAUUUUGUUUCCGAAAUGCGAGGAAAAUGAUGAGGGUUACGAAGGUGACGAUACUGUUUCGCCACGAAAUUCGUUUGGGCGUGUGAAACAUUGUCGGACCCUUGACGAAAUUUGCCAGUAUUGUGACGUCAGGCUUCUUGAGAAGAACAUAAAAAGUGGCAGCGAACAUUACCGAAAUGUCGUAGCUGCGCUUUACGGAGAGGCACUUGAACUGAAGCUGUUCUUAGAUCACGUAACUUCGAGUCUCGAUACCGCGAGCGAAAAAUCAGAGAACCGCAGCCUGGAACCAAGUGUGGCCGAUACUGCACAAGAAUGCGUUUAUGAAUGGGCCCGUCUAUGGCUCCAAGUUAUGCAUGAGUUACGACGCGGAGUACAUUUGCGAAAGGUGACGCAAACUGAAAUUUCGCCAGAAGAGUUCGAGCUGUUGCCGUAUGAAAUGGUUUCAGAUGGUUGUGUUUCAUCCGGCAUAAAGCUAAAACCCGGUGAAGCAAGCGGACUGCCAGAAAAUGCAAGCGAAGUGAUUCUGGACUUCAUAUUGUCUAGGCCGGUCGAAAAGAAAAAGAAAACGCUUCUACCAUAUAUCGAAGAGGACGCAAGUGAAUCCGACGAAAACCACGAUUUAGAAGUCAGUAAAAUCACAGAGGAGUAUGAAAAUGCCGCUUUUGAUCACAGACGAAAAUCGCUAAAAGUUGAAUCGCCACUUUGGUCAAAAAUACACAACUGGGAUGCGAGCCUCGAAAGCUUGUUGUCUGACGAUCGAGUUCUUGAUCCGCCAAAACCGCGGACAGAAUUGUUUUCAACUGAGAGAAAUGAGCCACGAAGAAAUUCUGUUGAUAUGGGCGUUCUGCAUUUGAAAGAGAGCAAAGAGAAUUCUCCAGAACACAUUGGUGGCCAGGAUGUUCCAUUUGGAGGUCUGGGCACAAGCAAUGAAACACUGGACCAUACAAAGAAGCGGUUAGCUGUGAGCGCAAUGUGUUUGACUGAGGUGAGCUUGGACGAGGACCCGCGGGCGGUCGGAACUUCGUUAUACGAAAUAGCGAAGACAAGACAAGCAAUCACGUUUGCGGAACUGGAUGCCCUACCCGCAUCAGUUGGAAAAAACCGCGGUGUGAAAAAUGGAAAGAUCUGCUUCUCGUGCAGAAAGACAUCCUUUUCCUUGCUCAAUAAGGCCAGUUUCUGUGAUAUCUGCACCAAAAGGUUUUGCAAUAACUGCAUCGUGACAAACUUCGAAAUACCAAACCACCUUGUUGAUGUGAACAAAAAUAAAUGCGAUGAGAAUCAAGGGGACUUGAAUAAGACGAAGUUCCUAAGCAAAAGCUACGGGAAUAUAGCAGAGAGCAGCUCAAACGACACAAUCACGCCAUUUCCGUGCAAGCGGCAGUCCUUACUUCGCAUUGGCUCAAAACGAAUUUUUGGCGGGAAAACUGUCAUAGUCUGCAAAGAUUGCAAAUGUUUUCUUAGUUCAAUUAUAACAGAAACAAAAAAUUAUAGAUGGCAUGUAGGAAUGGAAAUAGAUAUAUGAAAUUCUUAGUUUUGCGAUUAUACUAAUUUUUAUAUGAUAAUUUAAUGCUAGUUAGGAUUAAGUUUUAGUAUUUAAUUGUAAAUAGUUAGAUGUUUUUAUAGCUAGUUUAAUGUAUUAGGCACCACUUAUUUCAAUUAGACAUUUUUAUUAUUUUUAGAUUGGAGCGAACUUUCUUUCUGUUACGAAUGGAUAUAUUUUGUUGCUUAGAGUUUGUAUAAUGUAAUUCAGUUUCCUCGGAUUUCGACUUUCAUACCAAGUCGUGCUAGUAUUUUUGCGAAAUUCUGCGUAAUUUCGUUUUCGUUCCACUAUACUCUAGUUAAUAAACAAUACUCUGCAAGGCAACGGACGAUUCACAAGGGAGACAUACUAAAAAAAGUAUUUGAAUAAGAAGCAGGAUACAAUUUCUAAUAAAAAAAACUAAACCUUGUGAUAAUUACAAUUUUGUCAACAUUUUAUAAAAAGUAGUUGAUAUAGAAAUAAAAUAGAAGAUAGAAAGGAAUUAAGACACCCACUUAAAUAUCAAAAUGUUCCUCAAUUAAGUGAUCAUCAAAUUUCUUACAAAAAUGCCUACCAAAUUAAAACCGAGUGAAAGGCAAUAAGAUUAUUAUCGUUUGUUUUAGAAUUGUCUUAAAGUUCAGUAUGAAAUAGUAAUACAUACAACAAAUGUCAUGAUGUCAUCACUAAAGGACUAUUAAUCUCGUUGUAAGGGCUCUACGUGUGCAUGGUAGUGAAGAAAUGGAACCAAUAUCGUUCGAUUUUAUUUGCUUGCAUAUGGUACAGGACCAACACCCCCAAACUGGGUAGAAGUAGAUGGUAAGGGCACCACCAGGCUUUUAAAUAAAGACUCGAUUAUUUACAGAAAGCGUUGGCCAAUUAAAAAUUAAAGGCUAGCGUAUUGAUUUCAUCACCAAAAAGGUAGCAGCCCAAAAUCCACUCAAUUAUGCAUUCUUGGCAACGGAAAAUAAAAAGGGGCAAAACUCCUGUUUCAGGCAUCGCGGAGCUCUAGCCCCCCCCC
Molecule: messenger RNA, 3652 nt
Organism: Rhopilema esculentum
Lineage: Eukaryota; Metazoa; Cnidaria; Scyphozoa; Rhizostomeae; Rhizostomatidae
Product: protein spire homolog 1
Biological process (GO): actin filament polymerization; intracellular transport; actin filament network formation
Cellular component (GO): cytoplasmic vesicle membrane; cell cortex
Molecular function (GO): microtubule binding; actin binding
Source: RefSeq, a predicted model, not a curated record